GCCACGAGGUUCUCGCUUCUGCUUGCUGUUUCGGUGUUUCCUUCCUUUCUUCACCCUCUCCUCUCCUCUCCUCUCCUCUCUCUCUCUCUCUCUCUCUCUCUCUCUAUAUAUAUAUAUAUAACCCCUAUAUAUAGAUACUGACACGAUACCUGCAUUGGUAUUCAAAAGCUUCGACUUUAGUUUCUUUAUUGAUUCUUCAGUGUAAGAAGCUAUCCUCUGAGCAAUGGCGAAGGAUUCUUCCAAUGGAGAGAACAAAACAGUGACAAAGCCGCCUCCAACCCCAUCUCCGUUGAGAAAUUCUAAGUUUUUCCAGUCCAAUAUGAGAAUUUUGGUUAGUGGAGGAGCUGGAUUCAUUGGUUCUCACUUAGUGGACAAACUGAUGGAAAAUGAAAAGAAUGAGGUGAUAGUUGCUGAUAACUACUUUACUGGUUCAAAGGACAACCUAAGAAAAUGGAUUGGUCAUCCAAGAUUUGAGCUUAUUCGCCAUGAUGUCACAGAACCAUUAUUGAUUGAAGUUGAUCAGAUAUAUCAUCUGGCUUGCCCAGCCUCUCCAAUUUUUUAUAAAUACAACCCUGUAAAGACAAUAAAAACAAAUGUAAUUGGCACGCUGAACAUGUUGGGACUUGCCAAGCGAGUUGGAGCAAGGAUUUUGCUGACCUCAACUUCAGAGGUUUAUGGGGAUCCCCUUGAACAUCCUCAGACGGAGACAUAUUGGGGCAACGUGAACCCUAUUGGAGUCAGGAGUUGCUAUGAUGAGGGGAAGCGUGUAGCUGAGACUUUAAUGUAUGAUUACCACAGACAGCAUGGAUUAGAAAUACGCAUUGCUAGGAUCUUCAAUACCUAUGGACCGCGCAUGAAUAUCGAUGAUGGGCGUGUUGUCAGCAAUUUCAUAGCUCAAGCUCUUAGAGGCGAGCCCUUGACGGUUCAAGCUCCUGGAACACAAACAAGGAGUUUUUGUUAUGUCUCUGAUAUGGUGGAUGGUCUUAUUCGACUCAUGGAAGGAAAUCACAUUGGGCCAAUAAACCUUGGGAACCCAGGUGAAUUUACAAUGAUGGAACUUGCUGAGACAGUGAAGGAGCUGAUCAAUCCUGACGUGAAGAUAACAACGGUAGAGAACACACCAGAUGAUCCACGCCAGAGAAAGCCAAACAUCACAAGGGCAAAGGAAUUGCUGGGGUGGGAACCAAAGAUCAAAUUGCGUGGGGGCCUGCCUCUCAUGGAGGAAGAUUUCCGUCAGAGGCUUGGAAUCCAGAAGAAGUGAGAAUUACUACACAAAAACUGUGGGCAGCAACUGAAUUUUGCAGUCAGAUAGAUAGAUUUCUGUUGAAUUUCUUCAGAGAUGCAUGGUAUCCAAUUUUCUACGGUAUGGAGUUGGAUGUUUCUUUUAUUUUAUUGUGUUAUCAAUAUCAAGUAAAUAAACUGUGGUGGGUAUUUCUCUCGUGCAUUCGUUUAUC
Nelumbo nucifera (sacred lotus) is the source of this 1454-nucleotide messenger RNA. Its product is annotated as UDP-glucuronic acid decarboxylase 6. Gene Ontology annotation, molecular function: NAD+ binding; UDP-glucuronate decarboxylase activity. Gene Ontology annotation, biological process: D-xylose metabolic process. The record is from RefSeq and is a predicted model, not a curated record. NCBI's taxonomy places the organism in Eukaryota, Viridiplantae, Streptophyta, Magnoliopsida, Proteales, Nelumbonaceae. Gene Ontology annotation, cellular component: cytoplasm.